This is a messenger RNA of Cryptococcus wingfieldii CBS 7118, 3498 nucleotides long. RefSeq lists its product as hypothetical. The transcript has 4 exons. The record is from RefSeq and is a predicted model, not a curated record. The coding region runs from base 1 to 3498 and encodes 1165 amino acids. NCBI's taxonomy places the organism in Eukaryota, Fungi, Basidiomycota, Tremellomycetes, Tremellales, Cryptococcaceae. Gene Ontology annotation, cellular component: COG complex; Golgi apparatus. Gene Ontology annotation, biological process: intra-Golgi vesicle-mediated transport.
AUGCCCCCUCGACAGCACCCCUCCUACCCCACCGCCCCCUCCUAUCCCACUGCCCCCGUGUCGCAAGGGAACGGAAAUGCAUGGGGGAAGGGCCAUGUACCGCCCGUCCCUGCGCUACCGGACUGGUCUCCACCUCCUGUCCCCGGUGCUGCCGCAUACUCGCCCUCGGUAGGCGGCACCUCGAUAGCAGAUACCCUCCGCGGCAAUACGCCCUACCGCCGCCGCAGGCGUCAGAACAAAGAUCCUCUAGCCACGCCCGGUACGCCCGGUACACCAGGGGCCGGGGCCGGGGGCGGGGCGGAUGGAGAAGAUUGGGCAGAGGUGGAGCCUGAUGAGGUGUUUAGGCGAUUACCGGUGGGGGAGGUGAAAAGGAUUGAGGCAAAGAUGAGGAGUGAGGCGCUGGGAAAGCAGAGUGAAUUGAGGUCAAUGGUCGGGACGAGGUACAGAGAUCUCCUCACCUCUGCAUCGCAGAUAGCCACCCUGCGGUCAUCCUCCCUCCGUCUGUCGGACAAUCUCAAAAAAGUCGUGUCGGGAUGCCUAGAUUCGACCAGUCUGGGCGACGGCGCCCAUCGGGAUGGAGUGGACGACGAUGCAGAGUCGAAUACGAGCGAGGGCGAAGAGGUUAUACAUAUGUUGCCUGUUGCAGCUCACAUGAAGCUUCUACUCGACGCUCCUGAAGCCCUGUACGCAUUACUAGGAUCCGAAAACUACCUCCAAGCCUCUUUCCUCUGGCUCAUCUCCCGCUCCACCAAAGAAUCCCUCUCCUCCCUCCCUCCCGCCCAAUCAGCGCCUUACCUGCACUUAUUCGGGAAACAGUGGGAGCUGCUCGCGCCUCUGCGGGGGACUAUAGCGCAAAGAGCUGGAGAGUCUUUGAAAGACUGGCAAGCCGACGGCGAGAGUUCGAGUUCGAGUGAGAAGGAGAAGGAGAAGGAGAAGGAGAACCAGGUGGCGGAGUGUUUGCUUGGGUUGGUGCUGGUGGAAGGACUUGCGGUUGGGGAUGCGCUGGCGUUGUUCUUGAACCAGAGGGCGAAAGCCGUCAAGGAGAUCCUCAACCACCCAUCUCCUUCUUCUUCAUCUUCUUCUUCCAAGCGUCAAUCCCUCUCCCCUCAAACAUCCCGUCGCUCCAGGGCCCGAACCAACUCGCUCCUCUCCCAAAACCCCACCAAUCCGAACCCGAACCCCACCCGCGAGCGCGAGCGUAUCGCCAAAGCACUCGUCUCCGCUGUGCAGUGCUUGCUCCAAACGGCCCAAACGGCCCGCGCUGUGUUUGGCCCGAGACCGAGAGCAAGCGGGGUCAAGGAGGGGAAUGAGAGCUUGUUUGAAGAGAAGAUUCGGUUGGUCCAGAAAGGCGAGAGCUCAGCGGGCGGGCUGGGGGUCGGGGUGGGGUUGUCGCCUUUGAAGGGUGUACAAACCCAGGCUUCGGGCCAGGCAUCAAAGCACCAAAGACGGACCAGCAGACUGUUCUCCAUCUCCCUCCCUCUCCCCGUCCCCGUCCCCGAAGCUUCUCCCAGCACCGACAAGCACGCCCAAGCGCACCACUCGCGCCCCCCCAUCUCAGCCCUCCAAACCCUCCAACCCCUUCCCUCCUCCCAGAUCCUCCUCCGCCACCUCCCAACCCCCAUCACCUCCUUCACCCCCUUCAUCACCCCCGGCCCCCGCGUCGAUGCCGACGCUGUGGUGCAAGCGUGGGAGCGCGCGUUGGUCGGCGUGUUUGGCGAGGUGCUGGCUGAGGGGUGGUUGGGCGGGCUGAAGAGUGUGAGGGAUGUGUGGUUUGUGAGGGAGAAGGUGCUUGAUGUCCUUCGUUCCUUCUCCCCCUCCCCCUCCCCCUCCCCUGGGUCGUCGACCGUUUGUGGGGAAUUCGAAAAGACGCUCGAAAGCGGAUGGACGACCCGCGUCGAAAGCGUAUGGGACGAAAACCUCGCUUGGCUCGUCACGUCGAUUCACUCCACCGUCCUUUCUGGUGCGACGGAAUACAACGCUUCAGACUCGGGCUCGGGGGGGGAUAAAGAUCCGCAAGGAUGGCUGUUCCAAGAACUUGAGCUCCCCUUCGACAACCUCCCCACCUCCUCUUCCCUCCUCUCCCUCUCCCUCUCCCUCUCCUCGCCUCCCGCUCCCGCCUCCGCCUCCGCCUCCGCCUCCGCCUCCGGUCCAAACACCACCCCCACCCCCACCCCCACCCCCUACAAAACAUUCCUCACCUCCCUCCGCGCCCGCGCCCAACUCCGCACCCCCGCCCUCGAUAGGGUCCUCUCACAGAUCGAAGCCCUCGCCAGGGGCUUGCGAGAGGAUCUGCUUGCUGUGGAUUUGCCAGCGGGUUUGAGGGAGCGUUAUGCGCGGAAGGCGGGGGCUGUUUGGGGGGAUGUUGUUGGGGCUUUGGAGAGGGUUCUUGAACAAGUGGGAGCGGUGGAGGGAGAAGGGGAGAUAGAAGGGGAGGGAGAGGGGGAGGGGGAGGGAGAGGGGAAAGGGAAAGGGAAGGCGGGGAAAGAGUUGUUCGUUGGCAGAGUAGCGCUGUACCUCUCAGAGAAGAGCGUGUUCUUACAAGACCUCGCUGGAGAAGCUGCACUCGACCGAGUGGUUAUAGAAAAAGUACAAAAGUCGUUACUCGACAUCCAUGCAAGAUCAACAAAAACCUGGCAGAAAGCCAGUAUAACCCGCGCCCUAUCGCUCCUCAGACCGCUCUUCUCUCCUCUGCGUACAUCUAUCGAAAUCACCUCCUUCUGGCCUGUCUCCCCCUCCCCAUCUUCAUCUCCAUCUCCAUCUCACGCCCACGCCCACGCCCACGCCCACGCCCACGCCCAUCCGGCUUCGCCGUCCCACCCAAUCAUCCAAGCACUCUCCGCGCUCGCCAAAGCGACAACAGAGCUAGGCAUCCCGAGCGAUGUGGUGCAGCGCGAACGCGUCGGGGUUGUGAGGGGGUUGCUGGAAACCUUUGUCGAGGGCGUUGCGGGGCUGCCGGGGUGGGGCGAGAGGCUGGCUAUCCUCAGCGACCGGGACCGGGACCGGGACCGGGAAGGCGGGGGGGCGUGGGAAGAACAAGGCGUCGUGGAUAUCAGCUUCCUCCUCUUCCUCACAGGCUCCGACGCUCUCAAACACCCUCUCGUCCAACGACUCCUCCGCACGCUACCACCGGCUUCACGCGAAGCCUUGAGUGGAUCUCUACAGGGGACCAACCUCCGAACCCUGCGCCAGACCCAGCUCCUCCUGCACCCUCUGACGUCUCAUCUGUCCCCGGGCUCUGUCUCUGUUGGGGGGACGGUGCCGGUGCCGAACGGACGGGAGAGUGUCGCCAAGGCCGGGGGUAAGGCUGUGGGUGGAGGAGGGGGUGGGGGAGGGGGAGGGUAUAGGCCGGAUAAAAAUGGGUUCUUGUUACGGUUUGGAGCGCCUGUCACGACUUCUGGGACUGGGACGGGGGCGGGGGCGGGAGGGGGCGAGUUUAGGAGCCCGGUGCCGGUUGGGAAGAUUGGUAAGAGGAUGGGGUUGUUGAGUUUGGCUGUAUGA